Messenger RNA from Pelobates cultripes (western spadefoot toad), 22977 nucleotides. Lineage: Eukaryota; Metazoa; Chordata; Amphibia; Anura; Pelobatidae. The record is from the annotation of a GenBank genome assembly.
UACUUAAUAUAAAAACAUGCUUACAUUCAAACGCUCUAACACUGCUCACAAAUAUAACCCUGCAAUGAUAAGAAAAUGGUAGAUCCCCAUCUGGUAUAGCAUUAUUGAAGUUCUCUGACAGAUGGAGAUCUACCUUUUGGCCACACUUGCACUAGAGGGGGUCCCAGAAAACAUGUUUGCACCAGGGCACUCUCUACAUUAGUUUCACAACUGGGAUAAUCAAUGUGAGGUGCCUGGAUGAAAGAGCAGGACACAGCACUUCUGAUUCUGAGUCUGUGAGUAAGCAGUUGUAUGUCUCUAAAACUGAUUGUCAUGAUGUGCAAAGUUUCUGCCUCUAAAACUGCCAUGUUAUCCCAGAAUUAUGCCUCUAAAACUGCCAUGUUAUGCCAAUUUUAUGCAUCUAAAACUGAUUGCCAUGGUGUGCCAAUUUUAUUCUUUUAAAACUGAUUGCCAUGGUGUGCCAAUUUUAUGCAUCUGACUGUUUGCCAUGGUAUGCCAAUUGUAUGCCUCUGAAGCUGAUUGCCAUGAUGUGCCAAGUUUAUGCAUCUAAAAUUGAUUACCAUGAUAUGCCAAGUUUAUGCAUCUAAAGCUUAUUGCCAUGUUGUGCCAAGUUUAUGCAUCUAAAGCUGACAUAAUGUUCCAAUUGUAUGCCUGUAAAGCUGAUUGCUAUGGUGUGCCAAUUGCAUGCCUGUAAAGCUGAUUGCCGCAGUGUGCCAAUUGUAUGCAUCUAAAGCGGAUAGUGUGCCAAUUGUAUGCCUCUAAAGCGGUUUGCCAUGGUGUGCCAGUUUUAUGUCUCUAAAAGUAAUUGUCAUGGUGUGCCAAUUGUGUGCAUCUAAAGCGGAUUGCUAUGGUGUGCCAAUUGUAUGCCUCUAAAGCUGAUUGCCAUGGUGUUCACUUUUUAAAAUAUGCAUUAAAAGCAAGUGCGUCUCGAAAAAUUACCGUUUUGAAAAGUGGGUCUCGGACCAUAAAAGUUUGGGAAGCCCUGCUCUAGAGUAUCUCUGUAUGGUAGCCUGUGUUUUGUGGGGUUAUGCUUCUGGGCUUGUAAGGACCUUCAAGAAUUUUAAUGGCUGCCCCUAUCUUCCCCUUUAGAAAAUUAUUUACUUAUGGGCAAUAUGAGCAGUAUCAACGGGUAAGAUUAGUGAUGUUUGUGGCUGAAACAUUGUUCAUCUCUUUGUACUUGGUUUAGCGGCAAUAAGACCUUCUCUUCACAAAGUAAGAAACUGCCGAGGUGUGGUAUUUUUUGUUAUCUGCUCUUAUUAAUUUAGUCUCUGUUCUGCUACUAAUAUGAUUUGCGAGGAACAUUGGACUCAAUUAAAAACAAUUAUUUGUCCUGAGCUCCUCUCAUUAUCCAUAAUAUUUCUAGCCCUUACCCGCCAAACUUGGCUGAAGGGACCCCCUUGGACGACCCGAACACCAUAGGGUGCAGAUCCAAAAAACUGAUGCCAGAAAAGCCCACCCUGGGGCUGAUUAUCGGAGACCUGUGGAAGCAAGCACAUGGCAACACGGGGCCAAAGAUGGCCGCUCUCUCGGGUGGCUGCUCAGCUUCUGGUAACGUUGAGGAAUAUUUCUUACCCUCUCCAGCUCCAGCGCAGAUGGCAAGACAGCGCAAAACAGGAUCGGACUCCUCUCUAGUAACCACCUCGGUCCUGAGAGCACUGUUAGCAGACCUGUAAAAGAACAUCUUGGCAGAUGUAACUGCGAUCCGAGGUGACCUGCAGGGCCUGACAGGCCGCAUUGGAGCACUGGAAGGAGCUUCUCAAUCAAGCACCCAGCAUACUGCUACACUCCAACAGGCUGUGAAGGAUCUGCAGCAACAGAACUUGAUACACGAAUGCCGCGUUGCGGCUCAAAAACAAUCUCAAGGUCAGAGGGAUCUUGGAGGAUAUCCUCAAGGCCAAUCUGCCUUUAUGAGAUGCCUGCUGACAGCCUUGCUACCAUCUCAGCAGGUCAAAGCUAUCACGCUUGAUGGACUCUUUUGAACAAAAAAGCUGCGGUACUCACAGCCUUGAGGGGAAAAUUGCCUUUCCAAUUUGAAAACACAGCGUUAUCAUUUUAUGCCAACUUAUUAAGUGGCACUCUAGCCUGGCAAAGGUCGCUUCGACCAUUCACCUCCUUGCUCCAACAACAAGGCAUCCAUUACCGCUGGCUUCAAUCCUGAAUGCUUCUUGUGCAGCAUGGGAGCAACACGCAUUUUAUCCAAGACCUCCAGCGCUCAGCAGCACUACUGCGGAAUUUGGGCUUAACCCAAGACUCACUUAAACAAACGGGGACUCACACUACCACUCUCUCGUCCCACACCUGGGAUCCGGCAAGAAUCACCCCAUUUAUCACACAAGGGGCAACACCUGACUCUUACGUGGCUGUCUCCAUCUGAGUGUAGACUCAUACAGCCUCCGUGGCAAUACUUAUUUUUUACUAACUAUUAUUUCUAGUUGAUUUGUUUAAUUUACUCAGUUUUUUGCCCUCAAAAUGUCCCACUUUAGGUUUACAUGUUGCCCUAGCCGACUUUGUGCAGACUACUCGGUCUAAAUGUCCAAAUAUCCCCUUUAGGGUGGGAUUUGAUUUGGAAAAAGGUUGGAUGAGUGCAGAACAAAGAAGGACCAGAGUUAAAGGUAACUCCGAGGCAGUGAGCAGUAAUAAGUGAUGCAUUAACCUGUAGGGAGGUAGAGGUGGAAUAUUUAAAGGGGAAAAGAUGAGGAGUGUCACGAUUCACUUCUUAGUUGAUGUGCUUUCGUGCAGUACCCAUACUCACCACUAUCACUGUUUGGCACUGUUCCUGAUUUCUUUUCAUUAGCACUCCACCUGGUCCUUGUUUAACACCUUCAUAGUUUGGCUUCACCCCUCACUCCUUGUCAGAUCAUUGUUUCCUGAUUCCUGUGAUUCUGACUCUCACACCAGUUUUCUGCAUUUCCUGGUCCUGUAUUCUCGUGUCUUCUUGGUCUUGUGUUCCCGUGUCCUCCUGGUCCUGCGUUCCCGUGUCCUCCUGGUCCUGCGUUCCCGUGUCCUCCUGGUCCUGCGUUCCCGUGUCCCCCUGGUCCUGCGUUCCCGUGUCCCCCUGGUCCUGCGUUCCUGUGCCCUCCGAUCCUGUGUUCUGGUUCAGUGUUCCUGUCCUCUGACUUAUUACCAGUGAUCCUGACCCUGCAGCCUUGUCCGUUUUUCUUGCUUCUAGCCUUGCUUCCUGGUGUCAGUAUAUUUUGUCUCGUGUCUCUGGAUCUGUGUCCUACCGAUUUUUCGUGGUGGCUGCACAAUCCUGCCCAAGUAUAUACCUUAUACCAAAAGGACUGUUUAGUGUAUUCUGCCUGAACUAGUCGUGCUAAUUCUAAGUUAUUGUAAAUAUUAUUGUUCUGUGGCAUUGCAUUUAUUAAUAUAUAUAUAUAUAUAUAUAUAUAUAUAUAUAUAUUGUUUUUGUUAUCCUUUUGUCUUUUGGUUCUCUUUAAUAUAUAUCUUGAUUUACUCUAUUUAUUGUGUCCUGGCAUUUAUUCCUUGCAAAUUGGGUUCCCACAUUUAAAGGGAUAGUGCUGUCUCAGGGCAGCACCCCUUCAUGUCAUGACAAGGAGAAGGUAUCCAGUUAGAAACUGAAGAAAUGGAGGGCUGGGGAGAGGUCAGAGGAAAUCAGGUAAAUCUAGGUAUCAUCAGUAUACAGAUGGCAUUGAAAUCCAUGGCAUUGAAAGAGCUAAUAAGGCGAGCCGGUAUAAAUGGAGACUAAAAGGGGACAAGAACUUAGCCUCGCAGAAUAUCAACUGAGCCGGUUAGUAGGGAGGAGGUUGGCAACAAGAUGAAUCAAACUCCAACUAAAUAAUAAAGGGUGGAAUUACAAUUGUAUUCCAAGGAAAUGUCAUUUGUAACAGUCUGUUAUGCACAAAGUGUGUGUAAUGAUAUGAGGUGUGUAUGAGUGGAAGAGAAUACAAUAAACUUUCAGUGAAUAAUAGAUUGCAGCUGUGUUUGUAACUCACUGUUUCCUAGCUAUGGAGAUAAGCACUCUACUUCUGAGAUAAAGAAACAAAUAUAUGACUGAUGCAUUUAUCAAGUUCCUUAAAGGACCACUAUAGUGCCAGGAAAAUAUACUCGUUGUCCCCCUCCCGCCGGGCUGGAUGGAGAGGAAGGGGUUAAACUUAUCUCUUUCUCCAGCGCCGGGCAGGGAGCUCUCCUCCUCCUCUCCUCCCUCUUCUCCUCCUCUUCGGCUGAAUGCGCAUGCGCGGCAGGAGCUGCACGCGCAUUCAGCCAGUCCAUAGGAAAGCAUUCACAAUCCUUUCCUAUGGACGCUAGCGUCUUCUCACUGUGAUUUUCACAGUGAGAAGCACGCAAGCGCCUCUAGCGGCUGUCAAGAGACAGCCACUGGAGGCUGGAUUAACCCUAACAUAAACAUAGCAGUUUCUCUGAAACUGCUAUGUUUAUUUAAAAAAGGGUUAACCCUAGCUGGACCUGGCACCCAGACCACUUCAUUAAGGUGCCUAUAGUGGUCCUUUAAGGAAAUGCCUUCCAAAAAGUAGCAGUGCUUGACAUGUCUUUGGAAAACAGUGACCAUCCCAUUUACUAAAUAAAUUUCAAACCAUAGAAGAAAGAAAGAUCAUUCUGUCCUGUUUCUGUUAUUCGACAGGAGGACUUAAAGAUAGAUAGACAGAGAGACAGACAGACAGAAUAUUCAAACAUUUUUAAAUAUAACCAUAGCAGCAUUGUAAAGGUGAUUUAAAAUUGCUGCACCAAAUCUUGAAUUGCUAGAUUAAGACACUUUAGGCAAUCACGCCAAUGUAAUGAAAUCUUAUCUAUUUGUUAAAAGACCACAACAUCACAUUCAAGGAAGUGAACAUUUAGUACCUUAUGGGGCAGUUUGCUGCUGCUAUAACUACUUUCUGAUUUUAUCUUGAAAAUUAAUUUUUAAAAAAGGAUGAUGGGCUUGAUUUAUUAGAAGUUAUGUUAAAAAUGUAUAGUGCAUGUUGAAUGUAAUGCGAAAAUAUCACUUGCUAGUGUCUGUAUUUAAUCAGUUAUGCCAUUGUAGAAAACUCUGAGGGCGGAGAGAUGCAUAAACCUUGCAACGUUGUUUUCUAUUUUCUAGAUAGACUGAGUAAAUUAUGUGGGUAAAUAAUCCAAAAAUCCUAUGCUUGCCCUAGGCAGGUGUAGGACUGGCGUAAAACAGGCUAGUUAGCAAAAUCACUGGCAUAGCAGCUGUCAGACUGAAAAGAAAGGGAGAUUUUUUAAAUGUUAAUGUACAUGUCAAAAAAAUUAGAUCCUAGGCGCUGAAACCUUUCCAAAAAUCAGCAUACCUUACACUGGGUGAAUUAUCAGACGAGAAUGGGGAACAGCAGACUAAAUCACUGCAUAACCUCAUAGAAUCACCAACUGCGAUACAAAAAUUCCAAUAUAACCAAAUAAUACACUUCAUAUACUCAGGACCACUAGCACAGGGAAACAACCGAACACAAACAGCAUUCGAACAACACUGCUCCAACCAAGACCUAAAAAAGAAACACAUCUCACUAAUGUACACUAUUAUUCAAGCAGCACAUACCAACCAAUUACCAACGUUUACCACAACAUGGGAGAGGGAACUAAAUCUGGAGAUAUCAAUAGAUAAAUGGAAACAAAUCUUCAGACAAAUACACAAGACCUCCAGAAAUACUAUAACACAGGAAAGCAAUUAUAAAAGGAUAGCAAGAUGGCACUACACACCAUUGAGGCGACAUCAUCUUUUCCCCACAACAGUAGACCAAUGCUAGAGAUACCAGCAAUCCAAGAGCACAACUACGCAUAUAUGGUGGACAUGCCCGGAGAUCCGCAAAUACUGGACACGAAUUUUGGAUAUGUUAUACAAGAUUCUCCAGAUAAACAUUCUUUUACACUCAGACACAUACCUAUUCCUCCUCCCACUCCCGGGAAUGUCAAAACAAGAAAAAACACUACUAAUACACCUAAUCACGGCAGCAAACCAACUUAUCCCGGCCCUCUGGAAACAACCCCACACACCUUCCUCACGAGAAUGGAUACAAAAGGUAGAAACUAUUAGAAGCCUAGAAGAGACAUGCUACUCCCUAACACAUCAAUACCACAUAUACACAUCCAUAUGGGACCCCUGGCUCCAAUACCUACGAAACAAUCCUAAUUGAAAUUACAAAAAAGGAAGCCAGGUAUCUGAACAAUUAUUAUCUGAACAACUAUUCGUAUCUGAACAAUUAUAAAAACACUACCUGACGACCAUACCGUGAAGUAAAAAAUGUUCACAGAAUAUUCAACAUAUAGGUUUGACCUAAUCAUCUCAACAGUGCUAAAAUAUUUAAUGCACAGAUGAAAAUGUUUGUAACUUUGUUGUUUUGGUCGGAUAGACCAUCUUACAUAUGAAACAUAAAUGUACCAGCUGUAAUGUCUUAAUAAAAGUUGUAAAAAAAAUUAUAUAUAUAUAUAUAUAUAUAUAUAUAAUUUUAAUAAUAAUAAAAAAAAUAGAUCCUGAAACACCAAUAUAAACCAAGUUAAAACAUUUCUUACAAGCCUUAUAAAAAGGAGAAAACAGAAAGAGAAAACAUAGAAGUAAAAUAAUUUACAAACAUCAAGUAUAUAUAUUAACAAAAAUAUCUAUACUACCAUUUACCAGGCAGUAAAAAACAUGCAACAUUCACCAACCUAUAUAUGCACUACUACAUUUUUGUUUUAUAUAUGAUAUCAUAUGGGUCAUACCCUUAUGAAAAGCCUCCAUACAAAAACAUAUUUUUUCACCUAUCAUUUUGUUCCAGUUGCAGGCCAAUUUCCCUGUUGAAUGCAAUCCAUAAACUCUUGCAAAGGUCUUGGCACUCCAUAUCCAACCCACCUUCCUGUACCUGAUGCACCCAGAAAAGGUUGGCAUGAGGCAACACCAAGAAGCUGACUAACUUAAUCCAUGCAACCUGGUCACAAAAAAAGCUGGUCUUCCUGGUUUCGACGGAUGCGGAGAAGGCGUUGACAGGGUAGAUUGUUCCUUUUUAUUCACAACACUUCACAACUCCAAAUCACGAAACUGUUUGCCCUUUGCCUUUUUCGUUUGUUUAGGGAUUCAUCUAUAUAGCGUUUUUUGUAGAGUUAAGGAUUUGGGAAGAACUACCAAUCGGUCAAAAUGUGGACCAAUCUCAAUUCGAAUGGCCACCACUUUGUUUUUUAGAGUGAUUGCUGAUAAUCAUUGCAAAUUAAAUUCCACUGCAGAGGAUAGAAACUGCUUUUUAACCCAGAUCAAUUAUCUAUUCACGUAUUUGCAUUUUUUGUUUUCUCAUAAAUUCCUUUUUUCGUAGAGUUUCAUACGCAUAAAGAACACAAAUAACUGCACAAUGAGAGUAGAUACAGUGUAAAUAAACAUUGUUAAGUGCAAUCAUAAUAAAGAUUAAAUAAUAAAGGAAGUAAGAAAGAAAACAUAAAUAAGUAGAUGAGAGUUGGAGAAAGAGAAUGGGGUUGGAAUAGUGAAAAGGAUUAAGAGGGACUAGAAGGGGAGAUAAACCAUGGGCCGGUAGCAGCAUAAUGCCUGAUAAUUGGGAUUGUUGUGUAAGCUGUGAACUGUAUUUUAAACAAUAUUAGAAUGAUCGAUUCACUCUAAUACACAAGCAUCAUGGGAAUUGCAGUCCUAAAACAACUCUCGGAGUAUAUAUAUAUCUAUAAAAAUAUAUACACACACACACACACACACACAGACAAUAUACUGUGUGUCUGAUAUGAGACAUAGACUUGGAGCACAGCCUUGCCUCACGUCACACCUACACUAUUCUCAAGAGUUGAUUAACAGUUCAGGAGUCACGCUGACCACAAUCAUUUUGCCGGGUUUGGAUAUUUGCAUUGCUCAUUUUUCUUAAAUCCACAGGCCUGCCUGUCACACAUUGCCAAAUAUCUUACUAACAAAGGCUUAGUUUUCAUAACGUAAUAUGCAGGUAAUUAAAUGCAGACGAUUUUGGAAUGAAAUAGAAUUCUGAUAUCUUGUGAUGACACUUCCUCUGUCCCAGUCGGACACACAGGAUUAGAUCAUGUACAUUAUUUUCUUUCCUUUAGCCUCUUGCUAUUUUCCUGAAUGGAAAACGAUCAUGUUGUUAUAACAACACAAGUCUUAAACUUAUAAAUGUGUAUCUAGAAUUUAAGAGCAAAUGUUAGUUAAGUUAUGUAAACAGCUUAGGCACUUUAAGCACUCUGGGUAUUGUAUACAAGAUUAAGUAUUGCUGUUUUUCACUAGCAGCUAAGUGAUAAACAUGGUAUGAAGUGUGUACUAACCGCACGGAGUCUGUGGUCAACCAUGAUAUAGUAUCUACUAGACAUAAAACUUGUAGACACUUGCUUUGUUUGCAGUCUCUCUAAAGGUUGGGUGGAGAUAUUUUUUUCCCUCAUCUUGGCAAGGAAAACAGCCUCAUUCAGUUACUUCAAGUCACCGGGGAGGAAAGAUCUCUUAUUCUCUCUGCCGUAUUUCUAUCAGGGUGUAUAAAGCCGUAAGAUUCAGGACUCGUGCCCAGCUGCACAAGGCCUCUCUGGUUGAAAUUCACUUUUUUUUUAAAAAUGAGAGUGUUCAUAGCUUUUGACGGCCUCUGUGAAUCUUUUGAUAUACUUCCUGGCCAGACCGUUCGUGAUGUGAAACAGAUGAUAAAGGUAAUUCUAUUUCUUAUGUUUCUGAUGACAACAAUAUAUCUUUGUUCAUGAUGUGAACUCAGCAUGCAUUUUAUACAAAUCCUUUGGUGACAAAGGGGGGGGGGAGUGGAAUGCUGAACUCUGUCUAACACAAAAAAAUAUGCAAAUUGACUGCAAGUUAAAUCAAUAACUUAGGGAUAUAUUUAUUUUAUAACAAAAUAUACCCUCACAUGCCGCAUGGAACACAGAAUGCUCUUGUGCAACUUUUUACUUAUCCCUUUAGUUAUAAAAUGGUGAAAAUAGCCUACCUGUUGAGGUAUAUAUUGGCUAGAUUUGAUAUAUUUAGUCAGGCAAUAAUGUUUUGCAAGCAAAAACACAGUAGGUCAUGUUGUUGAAGAAUGAACAUAGCCCCAGAUGUAUGGUGAUUUUUAACGGAGGUGGAUUUGACGUUUAAUAGAUAGCAGGAUGUGAUAGCAGAACAUGUUGCUAUUGAGAUAUGUCUCCAUUUGUGACACAUGUUCUUGUUAAGGAAAUAUUGUUGUGAAGAAAACAUGUCUUUUUUGUCUGUGAAAUUUACAUUUCUCCUUGUAUUUCUGUAUUGGUGUUUUUGCGAUAUGGUAAGAUUAUUUGGAGAUACUCUAAAAAUCAGUAAAAAGAAAAUUCGAAACAGUAACAUUUAUGAAAACACACCAAUUCUGGUGACAAAAUUUUGAGGAAAUGCACAGUAAAUUAUUGCGGACCAUGGUCAAAUUAUUGCCAGUUUUCUUAGAAAUGUCCAUUUAAGGAAACUACCGCAUUUGUAGUGGCAAGAAAAGUACAAGUAGUUUUCUGAAAAUUGGAGUAAAAUUCAUAAAUCCAUUGCGUCACCGAAAAAAUUGUAAAUUUAAAAAUGAUGGAUAGGGCACAACAAAAUCUGGCAAACUUCAUAAAUUGCACCAAACAUUUUCUGAAAAUUUGAAAUGACAUGUUUGCUGAAUUUCAGGUGCAAAGGAUUGACAGGGAGCAUAAAUGGAGGCACCCAGUGUCAGGAAAAGAGUUGUGGAAGUUCCUAAUUGAACAAUAUUUUUCACACCACGCAAAUACAUAUUUGUUAAAUAUAGACAUUAAUAAACAUAAUAUUAAAAUCCACAACUCCCCUUGUAAAAUAGGACUUUAAAUAGAUUCAUUGUGUGCAGAAAUGAUAAGCCACCCUCCUUGUCUCUUGUUAUUUAAUAGCUCAUUUGGUUUAUGUAACUAUUGAUAUCAUGGUCUGAUCUUAAACAUCAGACCAUUUGUCUGUUUACUCCUUAUUGUUAGUGGGCAGGUUGUUGAAGUCAUGACCUGUGUGUAUGUGUGAUCCUUCAUUUGCAUUGACUUGAUAACACUUGAACUUCCCAAUUUGAGGCUUUCAUUUAGAUGUAGGUCCUUGGCUAAUAACAUAAUUACAUGUGACUAGAUAAGGUUUAUCUUUAAGAACUAACAAGAACAAGAUAGGGUUUCCAUGAAAACUGAUAUCAGAUCCAUUCUCUUACACCAAUUAGUGAGUCUUUGCAUGCAAUUUUCAUAAUAGUUUGUUAAGAGGUUAAGGAGGGAUGGUGCCAGGGGACUCCAGACACUAUAACUACUUCAAUAACAUUCACUUCCAUUGGUCCCGGGAUCUCUUGCUAAUUCAAUUAUUUUAUUUUUGGUAGGAAUUUCUGUAAUUGCCUGUAAUUGUCUGCAGCCUUUGUUACAGUCACUUAAUCUAAUAACACUUGUUUAGGUCACGUUUCUUCUGACCAAACUAGCAUUCAGUUAGGCUGUCAUACCAGACCUUUAAAUUGGACCAGUAUUUCGAAUCCAGAUAGGAGUACUAAAAGCAGUAAAAAUGUAUGUGAUAAUAUGGGAGUCUUCGUGCACAAAACUAGUAAGCUUAACAUUACGUUUUGGUUUUUGUUUGUUUUAUUUAAUGUGAAAUAAAGUAAAAAAUACUUGUAUACAUACUUAUAUAUUUUUGCAUUAUGAAGACCAUUUUGAAACAAUCUGUCGCUUUUAUAUAAAAAAAAUUAACUUGAAUAUUAUCAUCACUUAUGUGAUAUUUAUAUUAUUUGAUCGAUUUUAAACAUUCAUAUUUUCGAAUAGUCCUUAAAAAUGAUGGGAACGCUAUGAUGACAUAUUCAGACACAUAUCUGUUUUACAGGACUCUUUUCACCUUCAGCUGUCAGAUGAUAAACAAGGAAGGAGGUUUCUAGAACUCCAGUAUGCCGGAGGGGUUCUCCGUGAUGAGUGGAUUCUUACUGAUGUUGGAAUAACCCUUUGUUCAACCAUUAAAUGUUUUCUAAAGGUAUGGGGGGGGAGGGAGGGAAGGAGUUAAUAGUAUGUACUACAAUCACAUUCAGAAUGGCUCAUACUAUCUUCCAGGGCCUAAGCACCUAAAUAAAUAAUUUCAAUUUGUAACAAUUGUAGAGGCUCAAAACUGGGUGAGGUAUUUAUGGAAGUUCUUGGGGAUAAAAUGUACCCAUACCUAUAUGAUUUUUACAGUGUCUGUGAAAGAAAUAGUUAUAUAUUAAUAACAUUUUGUUUUCCUUCAACCCUAGGAAUAUGGUUUGAAAGAAUAAAAGUAAUUAAUUUCGGAGUUCAGAUGGUAUAUGCUCUGAAUUGAUCUAGACCAAUCAUCUAUAUAAUUAUAUUUGGCAUUAUUAGAGUUAUGAAAACUUUGUUAGGUACCCGAACACCUGUACAUAUUUAUUAAAUAUCUAAUCAGCCUAUCAUGUGGCAGCAACUCAUGAUAUAGAAGCAUACAGGCAUUUUCAGGAGGUUCAUCUGUUACUUAAACAACUUGUUUUGUCAAAAAUGGCUGGUCUCCUGGUAUUUUCCGUUACAGAAAUUGGCCUGAGCACAAAAACCAUGAUAUGAGUGCUAGUUCUGUGAGUGAAAACGCAUUGUUAAUGAGGGAACACCCAGGAGAAUAGUCAGACUGUCAGGAAGGUGCCAGUAACCAAAAUAACGGCAUGUUUGUUCUAAGCAUGAUAAUGAAAUCAAUUGAAGUUAAACAAUUCUGUGCCACUAAGACCCUUACCCCCAUAAAAAUAAUUGUAAAAAAAUAAUCAAGAAUUCCUAUACAGUGCUGCACUGGGGUCCAGGGCAUGACAAGACAAUCAGAAAUAAUAACAAUGUAACUCAACUCAGUGAAUAUUAACCUUUUUUAAAAGUUGUAGUGAGGAUAAAAGCUCUUUUCAAUUCUUUAUUUUUGCGGUCGGCGUUGACCUCUGAGCACAUCCCAACUGUAAGGCGAAAACAUCAAUGCUUACAUGUAUGGUAUAACAAUCACGCCAUCAGUAUAAUAACGACCUAUGUUUUAUAUUUGUAGUUGCUGCAAGACCCUGCAUGUCAAGUGUGUUUGCUAUAACAGUGAGUUAGGGGAGCUUGUACAAGGCUUUGUGUGCCUGCGUCUUGGCAUAGUGAGGUGCUGACUGUGUGUUGCGCAUAUGCACCAGUUUGUUGUCAAUUAUCAUAACAAAAGCGUCAUGAAACUUGUAACUCCGCCCGACUCCGGCCAGGAGGGUAUGUAAAAAGGCUCUGGGCUUAGGCUGAAUGUGGUAUUAAACUUGUAUGUCAAUAGGGGGGCAACUUGACAUGCACAUUCUAGCUUGUGGGGGGUUUAACUAGUAGGUUACUAUGCAAGGCAAAUGCUUAUGGAGCAAGGCGCAUGGGAGACUUAAAGUUAACAUAUACCUAUAAAGAAAUAAACAAUAUUGCGUUUGGCAGUAGCAUCAUCACUCCCUAGGCCUCAGGUAGGCGAGUCAGUAGUAUUAACCAGAACAAAGAAGAUUCAGGAUAUGGCUAUGUGAAUCUACAGAGAAAACAUAAAACAAAACAUAGUGUGAUAUUGUUAUAAAACACAAUAUUUCAUGUGCAGCAAUCUUGUGCACCCACAGGAUGUAGACAAUAGAAGCGCUCUUAGGGUGCCUCCCUCAAUGUAAUGGGGGGCUAGCUGGUAUUCCUUAUCACCUCUGGAUCCUUGUUUCACCAAAAGACAUCCACAGGUCAGGGUUCAGUAAUAAAAAAAUUAUUUAAAUAAAAAGUGUAGUCACCAUUUCAGCAUAGGAUAUAGAUAACAAAAAAGUUGUCCCCGGGCGAGUCAGUAGACCCCGGUGCAGCCCUUCUGGGCACAAAGGGAGUAAUUCUCUCCACUGUCCAGGAUGGCUGUGCGUUCUUCUGGACGGUCUCCGUUGGUAUACCCAGGGAUUGGAGGAACGUUGUUGCCUCCGAGAUAUGCAGCAGGAGGUGUGUCUUGUCAUUCCUUUCCGCUAUCAAACGGUGCAGGCCCCACUUGUAUGGAAUGGAAUGUUCUUGCAGGAGUUGUGUAACCGGUCUGAACAUCCUCCGCCAUGUGAGGGUACUUCUGGAAAAGUCUCCAUAGAAGACCAGGUGUGCUCCCUCAAAGGGUACUGUGGGAGAACCUUUAACAGCGCUCAUGAGGACCCCUCUGUCUGAGUCUUUUGCAGACUUGAGCAAUACAUCCGUAGUUGCCUCUUGGGGUGCCUUGGCCGCCUUUGGCAGACGGAAGCAUGUAUCCACCAAUAGCUGUUUGGCCUGUUUUGGCGGCAGGAGUGUGGCGAUGAGCCUCCUGCAGUAAUGGGGCAGUUCAGCAUUUAAAAUUGUGUCAGGAAUGCCACGUAUUCUCACAUUACUUGUUUUAACCCUGUCCUCCAUGUUUGCCAUUUGUGCUGUUAGAUCGUCACAUUUUCUUUGUAAUGAGCUUAAAGCGGCAUCUGUGGCAGAUUGUGACAAUUUGGUGCUUUCUAUGUGUCCCUCCACUGAUUCCACUCUGUUAGUAAGUGAGGUGACUUCUUCCCGGAUUAGGGCCAUGUCUGCCUGAAACAUAGCUGGGGUGAGGCAGGAAGCUGAUCCUGGAGGCUGUCGACGUCCGACGAUGCAGAGGAGUAGGCCCCCACCAGCGCCAUUUUGGAAGGUGCUGGCCGUGCAGUCGGGUGCAUAUACGCUCCAAUAUCUCUGGAGCCUGAGUCUGGAUCCGCCCGGUACUUCUUAUUCUUUUUCCCCAUGUGUACAGGAGUCCAGGGAUCCCCACUGGACCCUCGCAGGUGAGUUAUUAGCUGCAAAAAGCAGCGGUGUUCGGGACCGGUUCUCAGAGCUGCACGGAGGCACGUCCGGCUCAAUCAGGAGCUGGCUCCGCCCCCAAAAGCUCUUUAUUUAAACUUGAUUUCCUCGAAAAUGUUGAGCAAACGGGCUAGCUAGCAUUACACAGACACAGCUAGUAUUAACUGAACCCUUUCAGUGUUGUUCAUAGUUUAGUGACAAAAUGGACAACCUCCAGUGCCAGAUUACCUACAAGGCAGCCAAUGCAACUGCUUUUCUAUGUCUGGAGUUCUGGCCUUGAGUGGUCCCUCCUUAAGUUGACAGGAAGAUUAAAAUAGCUAUCUGCAUUGUCCUGUGAUCAUGAAAAUGAUUCCCUGGUGGUCAGUGGUCUACCAUAUUAAUUGCAGUUCCUCAUGGUUCCAGUGCUCUGUGGAUGAAUCAAAACACAGCUGCAGGAAUUCCUUGCCUCCAUUCUAACUCCCUCACAGAGGGCAAAUAAUAUGGUUAGCUCCAUGGGCUCCACUGCAGACCUGCACCAAGACCCUACUGGACCACCAGAAAAUUUAUUUUUCCCCCCAUUCUACCCAGGAGAUAAGCAAGGGGGGCAAAUAUUAUAUAAAUAAAAUGCAUUUAAGUGUGGUGAGACUAUGUUUAACACAACCUCCCCACAUUCUGUCAUUCUAAUACAUUGUCACCCCUCACUUAUACUGGCACAGUCAGCCCCCUCAUCAGGGCCGUCUAUAAUAUGAAUAGGACCCCGGGCAAAGCCUUUUCUUGGGCCCCCUGGGCCCUGUCACUGCACCCUCCCUCCCCAUUACGCCCAACCCGCAAUCACACUGACAGACAUACUGACACAUACACACACAGACAGACACAUUAAAACAUUCGCAGAUACAUACUGACACACACAUACACUGACACAAAAAUAUAUACUGGCAAACAUUGACACACAUUCAGACAUACUGAUACACACACAGACACAUACAUACUCACAGACACAUACACUGACAGAUAUAUUGACACAGACACACACAGACACAUACACUGACAGGCGUAUUGACAUACACAGACAUACUGACAUACACACACACACACUGGAACACAGUGAGACAUACUGACAUACACACACAGACAUACUGACAUACAAACACACAGACAUACACACAGUAUGUCUGUGUGUGUUAGUAUGUCUGUGUGGUGUGUUAGUAUGUCUGUGUGUGUAUGUCAGUAUGUCUGUGUAUGUCAGUGUAUGUCAGUAUGUUGUGUGUGUAUAUGUCUGUGUGUGUGUGUGUGUGUGUAUGUCAGUAUGUGUGUGUGUAUGUGUGUGUGUAUGUCUGUGUGUGUGUAUGUGUCAGUAUGUCUGUGUGUGUGUGUGUAUGUCAGUGUGUCUGUGUGUGUAUGUCAGUAUGUCUGUCAUAGACACACACAGACAUACUGACAUACAUACACAAACAGACAUACUGACACAGACAUACUAACACACACACAUACUAACACACAAACACAUACUAACACACUAACACACACACACAGACACAGACAUACUAACACACACACAUACUAAAAACACACACAGACAUACUAACACACACACACACACACAUACUAACACACACACAUACAGACAUACUAACACACACACACAGACAUACUAACACACACAGGCAUACUAACACACACACACAGACAUACUAACAAACACACACACACAGACAUACUAACACACAAACACAGACAUACUAACACACACAGGCAUACUAACACACACAAGCAUACUAACACACACACAUACUAACACACACACACAGACAUACUACACACACACAGACAUACUAACACACAAACACAGACAUACUACACACACACAGACAUACUAACACACACAGACAUACUAACACACACACAUACUGACAUACAUUUAGCCACCCUCCAGGUUCUUACCUUUUUAUGGAGGGUGGUUUCCCUGGGGUCCAGUGGCAGGCUGAGGCAGAUGGGAGUUCUUCUCUGGAACUCCCCUCCUCCCUGCCUUCCUCCUCCCGCGCGGCUAUCUCCGGUGGGAGGAAGUGACACGCGGUACUCACUUCCUCCCAGCCGGUACAGGAAGGGGCCCGGUCGCGCUGUUUAAGCGUCACAGCGCCCGACCGGGCCCCUUCUGCCACAUGCCCACAGGGUGGCCCUUAGUGCAUGGGCCACCCGGGGGCCUCCUUAGUUGGCGGGCCGGUGCGGCUGCACCGCCGGCCGCCGGGUACAUGGGGGCUGCUGAAAUUGCGGGGCCCACGGGGCAGCUGCUCUGGGGCCCCCCCCAGGAGCAACUGGGCCCGGGGUAGCUGCCCCGUUUGCCCCGCGCUAAAGACGGCCCUGCCCCUCAUCUUGUCACACUCACUCCCCCUCACUCUGUCACACUCAUCUCCCUAACCCUGUAACACUCACCCUCAACUCUGUCACACUCACCACCACCACUCACUCUGUCACACUCAUCCCCCUAAACCUGUAACAAUCACCCUCAACUCUGUCACACUCACCACCACUCACUCUGACAUAUACCCUGCCCCACUCACCCCCUCACCCAGCCAAACUCACGUCACGCCCCCUUACCCUGUCACACUCACCAAGCAAAUCCUGUCACCCCCACACCGCUAAAGUCACCCUCUUAACAUAGUCAUCAUACAGAGUCAACUACCACACAUGAAACACAGCCUGGCUAUAAACACAACACACAAAGGCCACAAGUAGACCCCCUUACACACAUCACAAAACAAGCAACUCCCCCCCGCAUAUAUAUAUAUAUAUAUAUAUAUAUAUAUACUCCCAGCCACAGACAUACACUUACUCAGGACACACAUUCACACACAAGCAUACACAGGUAUAUGGACAUAUUGCCAAAGACACACACUGUCACCCACAUAUACAGAUAUACAAAGUCAAAGACACAGACACAGCCAGCACCCCUCCUUCCCCCCAUAGCUCUUAGCCCCCUCCACACCUACAACACUAAGCCACUCUCAUACACUCAACAAACACCACUCACAGAAACAGAGCCCAGGGCCCCAAUUCUGGCAACCUGCAUAUUGCCCUGGGCAAUCUUAACCUGGCUCUGGCAACCUCAAGCCCCAAAGCUGCUUUGUACAUGACUUGCAUGGUGCAAGAGGUCUAGGUAUUACAUAGAUUGCAGCCAUCAGAAGUUGGAGUGCUGAAUACAAAUGAUAUAUUGUAGGGUGUUUUUUUUUCUCUUGCUAUUGAUGCUCAGUAAUUUAUGCUUUUAUGUCUUUAGGAAGAAGACAAACCAGCAUUGUACAUAUACAAUCCUGUAACCAAGGAGAAAGUCACAAUAAUGGGGGACAUCUCUCUACUGAGUGCAACCGUUUCCAGACUAACGACUUUAAUAUCACUAAAAUGUGGAUUUCCCGUUAGUGUUUUUUGUCUGAGAACUCUACAAGGUCAGGACCUGUACAACUGCAACAGUCUAAGUGAUUACAAGCUAGAUCUUGGUACGUAACAAAUCUGCUCUGUUGCAGAGCAUUAUAUUUUUGUACAUUGGAGGAGUGUUGAAUAUUCCAUACAUUCUAAUUAAUCAGUCAGUAACAGCAGAUGGUGUUGUCUUAUUUGUAUGUUAAUAUUUAUGUGUGAGUCUAACAGUGUAAAUAGUGGGGUGGUAGGAUACAUGGCGAGGCUGAGUUUAGAAAUAUACUGUGUACAUAUUUAACACUUUUUACCAUCUCUAUUCCAUAUAGCAAUCUAAACCCCAAUGACAGCUCAAACGGCAUUUAACUUCUAUCCUCCAUAGUUCCUUCACCGAUAGUCUCAACUUAUCUAACAGGCUUGUCUAAUAACAAUCAUUUCCUGAAUCCCAAAAAUAUCAGUCUCCAAAUACUAAUAGCCCAAACCACGACUCCAAAUAAACUUUAAAGGAACACUAUAGCAUUGGGAAUAUAAAUGUGUAUUCCCAAUGUUAUAUUUCUCUGGUGGACAUCGAGCUGACCAGCUGCGACAUGCAUGGAGCAAAAUAAAAUUACUCUUAAUCACCUUUUGUCCCUUGCAGCGCUGGUCUCUGCAGCUGGUCCCACCUCCUUGGCUGAGAUCAUGAAGAUCGAUGAUCUUGGCCAAUCCAAUCCUUCUCCAUAGGGAACAAAACACCACACUGCGCUAAUCAGAUGGUCCACUAUAGACAAGUUUACCCUGGGUACCCUGCAAUAAAAACAUUAAAACAGGGGUAACAUGAUGUACAUAUCACUUAAUUGAGAUGAAUUGGACUGGGUGCCUGUAGUAUCUCUUUAAUAUAUAAAAGAUCCCUGCUUCCUGCUUCUUGUUUGGUCAUGGGUUCUGUGCUGCAAUGAUAUAUGGGUUUCUCCGUGCUGUAAUGGUGUCAGGUUUGGUAUAAAGAGGGUCUUUAUGCUGUGGUUGGUAAGUGAGGGUUGCAGCCCAUGUAGGUUUGUAUAGUGCGUGAUAUUGUUAGAGUUGUUCAUUAAAGUAUGAAUUGUUAGUAAUACAAAGGAAAUUAAAAUUUUUGACCAAAGUAGCUGAACUGAAAUCAUUACAAUUUGACAAUGUGGCCUAAUAUUCCCUUAGAAUAGUAUUUCUCAUUGUAUAGGUUUAUUGUGUGCGAUCCUGGGUAUAGAGAAACAGUGAGUUUUUGUGCCACACAUUGUGCAUGUGAUAUGCAGUGCGCAGGUGAAUGGCAUGGUGUAUAAAGUGUAAAGCUUUGUGUGUAGUGUAUUUAUAUAGUAAUCUGUACAAUUGAGUAACAGUGUCUGAGUAACAUAGUUUGAGUACAGUUAAACAGUUAAAGGAACACUAAAAGGUCAGGAACACAAACAUGUAUUCCUGACCCUAUAGUGUUAAAACCACCAUCUAGCCCACCCUAAAUAUCGUAAAUUCUUACUUGUAUUCAAGUCUGCAGCUGCUGGCUCUGCCCCUGUCUGCCUCUGACCUGUCUGCUGACUGCUGUCAUCAUCAGUAGUGGUGGUCUGAGCCAAUCACAAUGCUUCCCCAAAGGAUUGGCUGAGACUGUCAAGCAGAUCAGGCAGAUAGAGAUGAAUUGAAUCAAUGAAUCUCUAUGAGGAAAGUUCAGUGUCUGCAUGCAGAGGGUGGAGACACUGAAUGGCAGUGCUGAUCACUGUGCAGCACUGCCCUAGGAAUCACCUCUUGCAGCCAUCUGUGGAGUGGCCAGUGAAGUUAUCACUAGGCUGUAAUGUAGACCCUAUAGUGUUAAAACCACCAUCUAGCCCACCCUAAAUAUCGUAAAUUCUUACUUGUAUUCAAGUCUGCAGCUGCUGGCUCUGCCCCUGUCUGCCUCUGACCUGUCUGCUGACUGCUGUCAUCAUCAAUAGUGGUGGUCUGAGCCAAUCACAAUGCUUCCCCAAAGGAUUGGCUGAGACUGUCAAGCAGAUCAGGCAGAUAGAGAUGAAUUGAAUCAAUGAAUCUCUAUGAGGAAAGUUCAGUGUCUGCAUGCAGAGGGUGGAGACACUGAAUGGCAGUGCUGAUCACUGUGCAGCACUGCCCUAGGAAUCACCUCUUGCAGCCAUCUGUGGAGUGGCCAGUGAAGUUAUCACUAGGCUGUAAUGUAAACACCAGAACAAAUUCAAUAAGCUGUAGUUGUUCUGGUGACUAUAGUGUCCCUUUAAGUAACAUUGGGUGUAUAGUGUGGGUGUAUAGUGUGUCAGUAUUAAUGUACCUGUGACUCCAGUGAGUGCAUGUACAUUAUGAUAUCAGCAUGAUGAGCAGUUCAUAUAUAGUUUUGUGUAUAUGAAAAAUAAUAAAACAGCCCCUAAUUUAACAUUGCUAUGAAGAGAAAAAAAUAUGGCGUCAGUAUUAUCAAGUGGUUUGCCCUUCAAUAAUAGCUGCAAACAUACAACUGAUUAAAGUUACCGCUAACCUCUAGAUUUUAUAUCUAUUUUUACAAAUACAUGCAUUAGCUGUACGGAAAGUUUUUGGGGUACCAAACGGCACAUAUGACCUGCCCUCUUAUAAGGGGUAAUUUUUACUCUAUUGCUUCCCUUUAAGAAGUUCCUAUUUUACUAUUGCAAAGAGGAAGAGGAAGCAUAAAUAAAUAUCUAUAAUGCAUCCUAAAACCCAAACAAACAAGUUAUUCAAUAUUGUAGCAACCUAGAUAGCUAAAAAUAAAGUGCAGAAAUCGUGUGAUAUAAGAAUUAUACAUAUUACACGCAGUAAUGAAUUUCCACUUAAAUGCAUUCAAGGUUCCACCUUAAGAAUCAACGUGUGGGAUGGUUGGAAGGAGUUUCUUCUGGGAUGUGUUCUCGGUCACAAACAAAACAUUCAGCGCUAUCUAUCAAAAGAAGAAGCGGUUUUGAGGUACGGUAACUAACUAGCAAGUUGGCCAUAGACAGUUGGUGAUAGAUUUUAGUGAUAUAAGUUUUCCAAAGAUCAGCUAAGGGAUUUACAAUCACUAAAACUGACCCUAGAAAUUGCCACAUACCUACAAGAUGCAAAAAAAACUAUAUCAAACACAGGUUAUUUGUGGGUAGUAUAAUAUGGUUGUCACCAAAGCAAUACUGUUAAAGCUGUCAUGGUUAGCUCUCCUAUAUUCGAUUAUAGAUAUUUGAUUGAUUUUAUUUUGAACAUGCUCACUAUAAGAACAAUUUACUCAUGCUAGUGGUAAUGGAAUGUGGUCCACAUUGGGGUGGGAAAGCUUAUGAGAAAAUCCUUACACACGGAAUAUGGGUUAUAUUUGAAACCUAGAUGAUUGCUUCCAAGUGUACUGGAUGCAAUGGAACAAUCCAGAUUUGGAACUUCUGUCCUAUCUUCCUGUAUUAUUACACCAGAGGAACACCUCUGAAACUAGCAUAACACGAGCGCAGCUUCAAAUAGGCUCAUGCAUCAUCCAAGAACGUUUUUGCAGAGCUCUGCACAUGCUUGAAUUCCUAGCUUGCCCACUCGCCAUCUUGAGGCUUACUCAUCUAAUAUGAGAGCAAUGCUUCCAUUUGAUACUACGUGUCUCAAUUUAUUUUAUACAUACUAAUAAUCUGUAUAAACACUUUAGUAUAUUUUACAUAUUUUACAAUUUAGUUUUUGUUUUUUUGUUGUGUUAUUUUAUUUUAUUUUUAAUAUUGACACAGAUACCAACAGAAGACAGCCCUCUAUGUGGCUGCACAUUAUGGACACCUGGAACUAGCAGAAUGGCUUCAGGAAAAAGGGGUCAGGGUUGAUGAAGCUGUGGGUGUUCAUCCCUACAGGGAAUGGUGCAGUGAAACUGACCAUCCAGAUGUUGUCAAAUGUCCAGUCCAUGCAGCUGCUGAAGCUGGCCAACUUCUUCUGCUAAAGGCAUUUGUCUCGCGAAAUGUUUUGUGUCUUCAAUGCCAAAAUCCAUUGGGUCAGACACCACUCAGAAUAUGUCUUCGACAUAGUCAUAAAGACUGUGUUUUAUAUUUGAUUAUGAAAAUGUGGUCGGUAGUCUCCUUUAAAAAAAUCUCUCUUCCUAUGCGAAUUUACAUAAAAGUGAAAAAGUGGCUAUUUUUGGCUCAGAAAAAAGUCUCUGCAGCAAAGAAUAUGAAGUGGGCAGUGGUAUUCAAGACACGAGUAGGAGACAAACUUGUAAUCGAUGGUUUCACAGAAUCCAAAAUGAGCACUCGAGACCUACGUGGACUUUGUCAGGAUAGGUGGAAUAAAUUGGCACGAAAUAACAUUGCAAAUAUCCAAAACAACCAGACAUUUGCUAACACAGUAUUAAAACUUCACACUAUUCAUCAGAGAGAGAAAUCAACUCAGCCUAUCUUGCUGCCAACAGUUAAAAUAUCAGCAAAUGCUACUGUAAAAAGAAAUGAAUUAGGCCAGCUCUCUGUGGACGACAAUAUAUUACAAAAUAACUGGUCAGCUCAAGUUCCACUUCCUCCAAUUGCCAACCAGAACAGCAACCUCCCACGUAACAUAAUUGCUACUGCUCAAGCUGCAUUUCUUCUGAAAUCGUCUCUUGAAUCUUUUUCGAAACACACAGGGAAGACUCCAAGAGAGAAUGCAAUAUAUUGCUUGGGACUUGCCAGGUAAAAACGUGGAGUAUUUGAGUUUUGUAUUUGGACCUUUGCUUGACUACCAGGUUUUAUCCAUCAACCAUAUAUUGUGUGUAUAUAUAAUUAGACUUUAUUACAUUCACAGGAUUAUUCAAGUGUGAAUUGUUGUAAAUUUUAAAAGAAAUUUAAGUUUUUGGCCACAAAAUUAGAAAAGUUCUUUAAGUCAACUAUGUUUUUAGUUUAGGCUAUUCUGGCCUAAAAUGUUUAAUUUUCUUUGAAUUCACGUUGAGUUCCUGGCAAUUUACAUUUAAAAACAAACAAAACAAAAAAAACACCUGGCACUUAACUUUCUGCAUAUUAUGGCACAAUAAGUGAUCAGUAGGCAGCACUCAGUGGGGCCUUUUGGAUAAUCCAGCUAUGAGUAAGAUACUAAUAAAACAUUCAAGGUUAUUUACGUAAAUGUGAAUUAUUGUUUAUUCAAAGUGAAUUUCAAAUCAUAAGGACAAAAUAUUCGAUUUAUAAAACUUUUCAUCUCCAGUUUCAUCUAUAUUUUGGCUAAAAAAGUAAAAUUCUGUUUGAAUUCACUUUGCCAUUCACACUUUACUAAAAACCACUGAUUAUGUGACCUUUUUCGCGUCCAAGCCAAGCAACAGCCAAUCCACUGAAAGGCUGAAAUCAAUUCGUGCCAAUCAGCUCUCAGAGAGAAGAGGGGUUUCGCCGCCCAAUCAGAAGAAAGGGCGCGAAACCCAAUUGCACUAAUCUGCUGAAAGGCGCAAAACCAACUCGCGCCAAUCAGCGCUUUUUAAUAGUGUCUGCAGGUAUGUCCCUGUUACUACUUGAGAAAUUUGAAAACAUUAAACAAGCCUUAAUUUAAUAAAUAAGCCGGCUAGUGAAUAAACCCUUGUAUGUCCUGGAACUUUUUUUUAAUGUAAAACAAUACAGCAAUAUGGCAGAUUGCAUUUAAUUACAAUUUCUCUUUCAAAGAAAGAUUACUCUUGGUUAUUGCUAAAAAUACUUUCAAUAUCUUAGAAUUCCCAGCAAUUCCCACUAUAGUAAAUAACUCUGUUUGCUCAAAUUUGUUAUAUAAUUAUGUGUUAUUUUGCUUUUAUUUAGCAAAAAUACUAAUAUAGUAUUGAUAUGUUUUUUUCAGUGAAUUCAAAGAGAAGCCCUGGCUCCAACAGCUUGAGAUUGCUCGAAUGCUUGCUAAGAAAACAAUCUACAACUUGUAAACUGUGACAAGGACAUACAGGAUGCUUGCUAUAUUUAUACAUGGAAAAAAGAAAACAUUUUAAUGUUAUUUUCUACAAUUAUUAUUAUUAUUAUUAUUAAUAAGUAUUAUACCUUGAUUAUUUUAUACUAUAUAUUUGGCAACUUGUAUUUCGUUAUCUGUUGUAACAAU